UCCGGUUCCGUCCGGCGCCAUUUUGAUGAAACAGCGAGGAGACGAGAGGAACCCCACGGACCAGCGACAUGGAUUUUAUGGAUUUAAACUGAACAGUUAUCUGGAUGACUGGCAUUUUUUUUGUUUGGGAAAUGAUCGUCGAAGUGGACCGUUUUCUCCCCGACCGUGUAACUGGCGGAUUUAGAAGAUUGCACGGCCACCGACUGCGUUGUUAAGCGUUAGCUGUUAGCUUUUGUUAGGCCGUUGGUGUUUCACAAUGUGUUGAGUAGCAUGCUAGUUAGCAUUUAUACGGAACUAACGACUUCAGAAAGACAUUUUAGGGGUCUAGGAGUGUCAAAAGAAUCGCCGUGGACUCCUACGGGAGGAUUUCCGGAGGUUUUUUUUUUUGGACUUUUUUCCCCUCAGGCUUGGUAGUUAAAAAAGGAACUGCACUGAAAAGACUGUUGCUCGGGAAGGCCAAGGCCCGCUGCUAGCCACCUGAGCGGCUUGCGAGGCUUUGGGCUUUCCACCAAGGACAAUUCACCAAGGACUUGGCCUCGUUUAUAUUCGUAUCAUAAAAUAUACUGUGCUGCAUGGACUCUCUUGGAUCUGGUGGCAUUACGAUGUGUUUUCAUGAACUUUAAAGGACUGGUGCGGUGCCUCUCAGUGGCGCUUUGGCCUCACGUUUUUCCUUUGGCACUUAUUUGAUACGGACUCUGUCGUCCUCUGCGAGCUCAGCCUUUCCACGUAUUAGCCCUUUCUCUUGUCAACAGUGUUUCAGCAAACUGACAGAAGGUUUACCAAUUAAAGUCUAAACAUUUAGCCCUCAUGUGUUCAGUGUUGACGCUGUUGUUUAUAUAACAGAUCUGUUUCCCCCCUUAAGUUGUGCUUGAUUGAGGUUCUAAGUAGGCCUGUCAAAAUGUCGUGUGUUCACUAUAAAUUUUCUUCCAAACUGGACUACAACACAGUCACUUUCGAUGGGCUACAUAUUACCCUUAGCGAGCUUAAGAGGCAGAUUAUGGCCCGGGAGCGCCUCAAGGCCACAGACUGCGACCUGCAGAUCACCAAUGCGCAGACGCGAGAAGAAUACACAGACGAUGAAGCCCACAUCCCAAAACACUCAUCCGUCAUCGUGCGCCGCACUCCGAUCGGCGGAGUAAAGCCGGCUGGCAGGACGUUCAUUGUAGAUCGUUCUGACACAGCUGUGGUUGGAUCUUCUAGACCCGUAUGUAAAACAAACCCAGAACAACACUUUGUCCUCCUCCUCACAUCUCUCUCUCCCACUCUAUCUGGCUUUAGUCAUCUCUCUCCAGAACAUCCUGUCAACAGAAAUCCAGUUGAAUAUUCUGUUCCCCUUGUGUUUCUAUUUAUUCUGUUGUUGAGAUCGCAACCUUGUUGUUUAAUGUCUUUUUUGGCGAGGGCUUGUUCAAGUCACUACAGUUCAAGUAAUUUUGUUACUGAAAACAAUGCUUUAUUUCUACUUUGGAAAUAGUAAUUUAACGUAAAUACCGGCUAAAGGUGAUGGCGUUAAAGGAACAAAUUAGCUAUUUUGUUUCUGUGCAUUGAAGUGACUGUUGAAUUGUUGCCACUUUCUAUAGUUUUCACUAAAACAUUUAAACUCAUGUUUUUCAUAAUGAAGUGGUUUUGUAGCCUGUUUUAAGGCCAAUGUUCUUAAGGUAUUUGUAAGAAGAAAAAAAAAUGGUAUUUUUGUAUUGAUAAACUAUUGUCAUUGUUGUUUUCUGUGAAAAUAUUUUAUCUGGGUAAAGAACCCAAGCAAUUAAAGUGUGCCAUUGAUCAA
Molecule: messenger RNA, 1777 nt
Organism: Fundulus heteroclitus (mummichog)
Lineage: Eukaryota; Metazoa; Chordata; Actinopteri; Cyprinodontiformes; Fundulidae
Product: E3 ubiquitin-protein ligase RBBP6-like
Exons: 3
Coding region: 899-1471 (190 amino acids)
Biological process (GO): mRNA processing; ubiquitin-dependent protein catabolic process; protein ubiquitination
Cellular component (GO): nucleus
Molecular function (GO): zinc ion binding; ubiquitin protein ligase activity
Source: RefSeq, a predicted model, not a curated record